UCCGCUCUUCCUUUUUCAUUGGCGAGCCGCCCCGCCAUUCAAGCGUCACGUGACAAGAGCGGGCGGCACCAUCGCCGCGGUCUGGAAGGGCCGUGCGUGAAAAGGCCGCGCCUGAGCGCGCGCGGCUCCGGUAGACAUGGCGGCGGCGGCGGCGCGGGGGCAGCAGCGCACGGGUGAGCUGUGCAAAGCUCCGAAGUCUGCAUCGGCCACAGACAGACUCUCUGCAGCCUCCUACCUGGACUACCCGAAGCACAAGCCCUUCAUCAAUGCCGAUCUGCUGCGCUCCCCGCAGAAACCUGUGGUUCCUUAUCCUGAGAGCAACAGCAGAGCAAUAUUUUCUGCUCUGAGGAAUCUUCAGGAAAAAAUUCGCCGGCUGGAGUUGGAACGGCUUCAGGCAGAGGAGAAUGUCAAACACCUCAGCAGAGAAACAGCAGACUACAAGAAAGUACUGAGUGAGCAAAUGCAGCACAGAGAGCGUGACAGAACUGAAGUGUCAAAGAAAAAUCAAGAACUGGCUUCUCAGCUGGCAGCUGCUGAGUCUCGGUACAGCUUGUUAGAGAAACAGCUGGACUACAUGAGAAAAAUGAUCCAGCAUGCAGAAAGGGAGAAGACGCAGCUCUUGGAGAAACAGGAUUCAUUGGAGAGAGAACGGCUUGAUCAAUCACAUGUUCAGUUGAAACUGGAGAAGCUGGAUAUGUUGGAGAAAGAAUAUGCCAGGCUUACCACAAUGCAGUCCAUAGCAGAGAAAAAAAUGAAAGAGCUGGAACUGAAACUUCAGGAGGAGGAACACGCAAGGAAGCUCGUUCAGGAAAAAGCAGCUGAGCUUCAGACAGGCCUGGAAACCAACAGACUGUUGAUUCAAGCAGCAUCACCACUGCUUUCUCCAAAAGCAAGAAAACCCAGGAAAAAAACUAAGCAGCCAGAGAAGAAAUGCUCUCUUACAAGCCAUCUCACUACGCAGCCCCAUUACAGACUGUGUCUGGGUGAUGUACCCUUUGUAGCUGGGAAGUCUACGAGUCCCAGCCAUUCAGUUGGUGCCAAUGUACAACACGUCCUACACCUCAUGAAACAUCACACAAAAGCUUUGUGCAACAAUCGUGUGGUGAAUGAUACUCCACUAGCAAAAUCCAUCAGUGCUGGUCGUCCUGCCAGCAGAAGCAGAAAGCCAGCUCUGCCAAAGGACUAUUCUUCAUCACAGGAAGAGCUCUCAGAAGUUCUGCUGACUUUACAGGACGAGUUUGGGCAGAUGAGUUUUGAUCACCAGCAGCUGUCUAAGCUUGUCCAGGAAGCUCCAACCAUUGCAGUAAGGGAAGAUCUGGAGAGGGAACUGGAGGCACUAGUGGGAAAGAUGGAGGCAAAGGCAGACCAGAUCAGCAAAGUCCGAAGGCAUUGGCUGCAGCUAGAGAGACUUAAAAGAGAAUGCAAGUCCAAAAAGGCUUCUGCUAAACACAAAAAAGACAGCAAGUUUCCUGUGAGUGAGGUUAAAGUAACAACAACAGUAACCACCAAAGGAAAGGAUGCUGGUCCCAUCAAAGUGAAACCUGGAGAGAAGAGCCGUAAAAACCUUCAGUUGCUGAGAGACAUGCAGACUAUACAAACCUCACUACAGAAGGAUGAUAUCAGCUGGGACUACUGACUGCUGUGCAGAUGUUUUUGAAACCAUCCCAGUCACAUUCUGGAUAUAAAACAGCUGCCAUUCUUGCCAUGUGAGAGACUACUGUAUGCUAAGCAUGGUUUUCAAAUGGAGGUCCUUAAUUCUUCCAUCUGUGGGUGAUUGUAUGGUCUGGUUUAAAACUCAUUCCACGUUUCAAGUUAUCUGGCCACUGUGUCUAAACGUGGGUUUCUACUACUUCCCUUUGUGUUAGGAUUCCAACAGUCCCUCCCUUUUCUUGGUCUGCACGCCAAACAACACUGUUUAUGUGGGUUGGCUUGUGUGAAAUGCCACUGUGAUAUCACAGUGUUGCAGAACUCCUGUGCUUUGGGAGGCUUCUUCAGAUGUGUCCUCUUGAAAGCAACAGCAGGUCCUUAAGUCUUGAGGGCUUCUGUCUGUUCUGUUGUGUGCCCAGCUGCAAUUAUUCAAACUGUGAUUGUAAAAGGGAGAACAGGUAAACUCCUUCAGAAGUGUUUUUCUGUAGUUCUCCUCAAAAAGUGUUCCUAGUCCUGCACAUUCCAUUUGUCAGCAUGAAUGGCAAUGGAUGCUUGAGUAUGCAGAAGUGACUUUACAGAUUAUUUUGCUUUAAUGAUGGGAUUGCUUUGAUUCUGAAGGGUGAAAUAUUUCUUCAGAGCUCAUAUUUAAUGAAAAGGCUAUAGGAUAUGGUCUUGUCCGUGGCUUUGGGUGGUAAGGGAGGGAGAUGAAACAUGUUUUAAAUUGCAAAUGCCAAGUCAUUCAUUUGGUCCUGGCAUCUUGCUUUUAACUUGAAAUACGUGCUUUAAUGAGAGAUCUAUUUUGGUAGUAGUGUGCUCACACAGCUGAGUAAAUGUUAUUUAUUAUGUUAAUAAUGUAAAGAAUUUCCUAUUAAUGCAUAGAAGACCCAGAUUAUCUGUUUAUACAGUUGAAAAAUAAUAAAGCCAGCUUGCCUGUUGAAUGAAUUGUGGGAACAAAAGAAGGGUAACUGUCAUAGGCAACUCCCUUCUGAGGGGAACAGAGGGCCCAAUGUACUGACUGGACCCUCCCCAUGGGGCCACUUGGAACCUCCCUGCUCUUGUGAGGUAAUAAUCCAAGGACCAGCUUUUAGUUGUUCAAGUCAGCAGUGAUGGUGCAGAGAGGUCUGAGGGCUUUCAAGAGAUAUCAAGGGUAUUAGGACAACUUGCUGAAGGAGUGGGAGCUCGGUGUCUUCCUUGAUCCCUUCAGAAACAAGGAAAGAUGUUGAUCAGAAAGCUGAAAUACCUUAAAAAUACUGCUACGGUCCUGCACAGAAGCAUUAAAAUCACAAGAAAUUCUUACCCAAGCAAAAUGAAGUGACUGAUCCCAGCAGCUCACAUGCAUCCCUUGGCAUUCCACUACCUUCCUCCUGAUGUGGAAGAGGCACCGGAGAACAGAAGAGCUGCAGGAAGCCCAGAGAGAGCUGUGCUCUGCUCCCUCCCUCAGAAAUAAAGAUGCUUAAUUUACAUCCUGGCACACUCACUGUAAACCAUAAGCAAAAAUCUAAAGUUGCUGAGAUGGAAGUAAACAUUGUCCUAUAAAGUUAAGUCAUGUAAGUUGCUCUUCUACCACCAUGUGGUGUAGUGGUAGAAGAUGCCCUUCUUACGUAAGGCAUCAUUUUACAUGGCUUCCCAAAAUCCAGUGAAAGUGAGAACAGUGAUACGUUUUGGAUUCUAGCGCUACCUCCGCUUGGUUCUCAUGCUGUAUCUGUUAAUACCUCAGUUGCAUGACUUCACACGGUGAGAUUCUACAGUUCUUUUAGCAAAGGGGGGCCUUUUCAAACUCCCAAGGCAAUGUUUUUCCUAUAUAGUACUUUGCUCUAGUGCACAGUCCCUUUUGUAAAGCAAGGUGAUUUCCAACAUGUAAGUGAACAAGGAAAGAGCUCUAGGUUUCUCUUAAGUGGCAAGUGCAAUUGGCUUGUGUUAUAAUCUAGCCACUGAGAAGGUUAAUUGCAUAGGGGGCUAUGUUUCUUUUUGCUUAAGCUUCUGUUAGUGAUACAGUACUAAUAAAUUACCCUGGAGAGAAAUAAAUAAAUAAUAGGUUGGCAUCCCCCAGACACUGCAAAGGAAAUCCAGAGAGUUCCAGGAAAGCGGUCCUGAUGGUCCUGGGAAGGUACUCUGCAAACAAGUCCAGCUCACACCACUGUCUGUACAGGAGUGACGCACUGCGCGGGAGAGCCAGCUCUCUCUGAGGAUGAGGUGGAACGAGAGCAGCUGACACAAAGUG
Molecule: messenger RNA, 3868 nt
Organism: Phasianus colchicus (ring-necked pheasant)
Lineage: Eukaryota; Metazoa; Chordata; Aves; Galliformes; Phasianidae
Source: RefSeq, a predicted model, not a curated record